CGGCCCCCCCCUCAUGGUUUUUCACGGCGAGAGUCAUACACGUAGAGAGGUACUUGAGCUUGAAGUGAGUCGCCGGAGAACCGCUCCUAAUCUCCGGCAGAGUGCUUCUUCUGUAAAGGUUCUGUUAAGGCGGGUGAAUCGAGCGUUUCUGGUGUUUUCCGAUGGCCGGAACCGUGGUGGUGUUCGACUUCGACAAGACCAUCAUAGACGUGGACAGCGACAACUGGGUCGUGGAUGGGCUCGGGUUCACCGCUCGGUUCGACGAGCUGCUCCACACCAUGCCCUGGAACUCCAUGAUGGACAAGUUGAUGGGGGAGCUUCAUGAACAAGGGAAGACGAUCGACGACAUUGCUGAGUGCUUAAAAACCGCUCCAUUGCCUCCCCAGAGUGUUUCCGCCAUAAAAUCAGCCUACUCUUUAGGUUGCGACUUGAGGGUCGUCAGUGAUGCAAAUACGUUCUACAUCGAGACAAUUCUGAAACACCAUGGCUUGCUUGAAUACUUCUCGGAGAUUAACACCAAUCCUGGUUAUGUCGACGAUAGUGGCAGGCUCAGGAUUGUUCCUUACCACAACUUCCACGUUUCACCUCAUGGGUGUGCGCUAUGCCCUCCUAACAUGUGCAAGGGCCUGAUCAUUGAUCGAAUCCGAGCAUCUGUUACGAAAGACUCGACUGCAGCAAAAAGAUUCAUAUAUCUUGGCGACGGCAGUGGCGACUACUGCCCAAGCCUCAAGCUCGGCGAUGGCGACAAGGUGAUGCCCAGGAAGGACUACCCUCUUUGGCACCACAUUCAGAACAAUCCCCUGCUCCUUAGAGCAGAGAUCCAUCCUUGGUCCAAUGCAGCUGAGCUCGAAGAAACACUGAUCCAGUUGAUUAACAAUAAUUCAUCACAUUUGGUUGCAGCAGACUGCAAGUCACAGUCUGUUCUCCCCCCUCACAGUGAACCUCUUGUUCUUCGUCCUCUCUCUGUUCAACAGUGAGAUCUUCCCUUUCUUCACUUAUACUGAGAUUUGUUUCUGUUUCUGACUCUCCAUCUGUGGGAAAAUCUUAGGAUGGAGUCUAGGGUUUGAAGUUUGGAAUAUGUAGUUUCUCUCUAGUUUUAGUUAUGGGUGCACCAAAACGAAUAGUUUGCUGAUGUGAUAUUUGGCUUACCAUAUUAUGAAAAGUGUCGAGAAAAAAAAAUGUAACUGGUGCUACAGGUUUUCUCUGUUGAGUGUUGAAUAAGAAAGAGAGUUGAUGUUUUUCCAUAAAAAAUUGCCUAAUGGUGGGAUGAAUCUCCAUCCGCACUUCUUAGUGCCUUCAGAGUCGGUUAAAUUC
This is a messenger RNA of Nymphaea colorata (pocket water lily), 1314 nucleotides long. RefSeq names its product thiamine phosphate phosphatase-like protein. The record is from RefSeq and is a predicted model, not a curated record. The transcript has 4 exons. Gene Ontology annotation, molecular function: phosphatase activity. NCBI's taxonomy places the organism in Eukaryota, Viridiplantae, Streptophyta, Magnoliopsida, Nymphaeales, Nymphaeaceae. Bases 162 to 977 code for a protein of 271 amino acids.